AUUUUCCAAUGCAAUGCAAGGGAAAGGGAUUCAAAAAAUUAUUUAACACUCUUCCUGGUGUAACCUCCCAAAUAAUCACUGUAACACCGGCAAGCCCCUCCGUCGCUGGAAUGGAAAAGACAGAGAUGGGUUUUGAAGAGGACAUGCUGAGAGGCCAAGCCACCAUAUGGCAGUGCGCAUUUGGCUUUGUGGAUGGCAUGGCCCUCAAGUGUGUUCUGCAGCUAGGCAUCCCUGAUAUAAUAAACUCCCAUGGCUCCCCUCUCUCUUUGACCUCCAUUGCUAAAGCCUGCAACCACCCUUCUCUUGACACUGAUCGUCUCUCACGAGUCAUGACACUGUUAGUUCGCCGAGGAAUCUUCACUUCAACCCCCACCACAAAAGGUGGUGAAAGUGAAACUCUUUAUGGCCUAACCGACUCUUCCAAAUGGCUGCUAAGCAAUUCAGAAACGAGUCUUGCACCUUUUUUGCUCUUAGAGCACCAUCCACAUGCGUUAGAAUCUUGGCAUCACCUCAGUGAUAUAGUAAAAGAAGGAGGUUCUGGAUUUGCCAAGUCUCAUAAUGGUCAAGAUUACUUUGAAUUUGCACCAGCUAAUCCUGGUUUUAGUAAUUUAUUCAACCAGGCUAUGGCUGGUGCGUCAAAAAUCAUUGUGGAAGCAGUGAAGGCAAGCUAUGAAGAUGGGUUCAAUGAAAUAGAAACGCUUGUGGAUGUUGGAGGUGGAAUUGGAGGAAUGAUUAGUGAGAUUGUGAAGGCUCAUCCUCAUAUCAAAGGUAUCAACUUCGAUCUCCCAUUUGUGGUGGCUAAGGCACCAGAGUAUGUCGGGGUCACCCAUGUUGCCGGUGAUAUGUUUUCCAGCAUUCCUCCAACUGAUGCCAUUCUCUUGAAGUGGAUAUUGCACUGUUGGAAUGAUGAAGAUUGCAUCAAAAUAUUGAAAAACUGUAAAGAAGCCAUAGCAGAAAGGAAGAAAGGAAAGAUCAUAAUCAUUGAUGCAGUUUUAAGUCCAGAAGGGAAUGAUCUGUUUGAUGACAUAGGAGUGAGAUUUGAUCUGCUGAUGUUGGCUACAAUCAAUACCAAGGAAAGGACUGAGGCACAAUGGAAAACUUUGCUUGAAAAAGCAGGCUUUCCUAGCUUCAGGAUUAUCAAAAUUCCAGCCUUGGUAUCAAUUAUUGAGGCUUAUCCCUAUUAGUUUUUCAGAAAUGAUCUCCUGAAUCAGAUUGUGGGAUCCUGGAAAUUAAAUAAGAGCAUAUCAACAUCGUAUGUUUUUUAUUUGGGUCAAUAAGCUGGUAUGGAAGUGUGUGCAUGUGUAGCCUCCAACUUCCUGCUUUUAUCUCUGCAAAUCGUUG
Molecule: messenger RNA, 1341 nt
Organism: Manihot esculenta (cassava)
Lineage: Eukaryota; Viridiplantae; Streptophyta; Magnoliopsida; Malpighiales; Euphorbiaceae
Product: desmethylxanthohumol 6'-O-methyltransferase
Exons: 2
Coding region: 9-1184 (391 amino acids)
Biological process (GO): methylation
Molecular function (GO): protein dimerization activity; O-methyltransferase activity; S-adenosylmethionine-dependent methyltransferase activity
Source: RefSeq, a predicted model, not a curated record